ACAGUCAAGAUGAUGGCGGAUACGGGAAGCGAAGAUAUAGCGGUGAUUGGAAAUACAGAUCUCACCCCGGCAGAAUUAGAAAAUAACAUCAAAAAUACGAUGGUUGAAAAAGGAACAACUCUGCUGAAAAAGAUGGAGAUCAGUGUGGCAGAGGCAGAAAAAAGAACAGGAAAAAAUGCCGUUAACAUGCACGAGACCUACACUGUUUAUCUCAUUGAAACAAGACCUGUGGAUGCCGCAUCUGAAGGAGGUAAUCCUGCCCCAGACACCCUGUGGAGACGUUACAGCGAGUUUGAACUUCUGAGAAACUAUUUAUUAGUCACCUAUCCUUACAUAGUGGUCCCUCCAUUGCCUGAGAAGCGAGCUGAGUUUGUGUGGCACAAGCUGUCAGCUGAUAACAUGGAUCCUGAUUUUGUGGAGAGGCGCAGGGUCGGACUGGAGAACUUCCUCCUCCGUGUCGCUUCUCACCCGGUCCUGUGCAGUGAUAAAAUUUUCUACACUUUCCUUACUGAGGAAAACGGUUGGAAGGAAGCUGUGUUUGAGACUGGAUUUCAGGCAAAGGCUGACUCCAGGUUGAAGGCUCUGAAUGCAACGUUCAGGGUGAAGAAUGCAGACAAGAGGUUUGCAGACAUGAAACACUACGGGGAUGAACUGCAGUCUGUUAUUUCCCAGCUGCUCCGAGUACGGGCGAGAGUGGCUGAUCGCCUGUACGGAGUCUACAAAGUGCACGGGAAUUACGGACGAGUCUUCAGUGAGUGGAGUGCCAUUGAGAGAGAGAUGGGAGAUGGACUUCAAAGUGCAGGCCAUCACAUGGAUGCGUAUGCUGCUUCAGUCGAUGACAUUCUAGAGGAGGAGGAGCACUAUGCAGACCAGCUGAAGGAAUACCUUUUCUACACAGAGGCACUCAGGGCCGUGUGCAGGAAACACGAGCUGACUCAGUAUGAGUUGGAGACGGCGACCCAAGACCUGAGCUACAAAAAACAGCAACGGGAGGAGCUGGCAACCGGGACGAUACGGACCUUUUCUCUGAAGGGAAUGACCAGUAAGCUGUUUGGACAGGAGACUCCGGAGCAGAGGGAGGCGAAGCUGAAAAUGCUGGAGGGGCAGAUUGAGGAGGGUGAGGAGGCUGUGAAGGAGAAAAACGCAGAGUGCGAGGAGUUUGUGAAGAACGCCUGGGUAGACAUCGAGAGAUUCAAAGACCAGAAGGAUCAGGACCUACGGGAGGCUCUGAUUGGCUACGCUAUCAUGCAGAUCAGCAUGUGUAAGAAGGGAAUUCAAGUGUGGAACAAUGCAAAGGAGUGUUUUAACAAAAUGUGAGACCCUGGUGUGUGCCAGACUCAGCAACAUCCGUAAAUGAGCACAAGACCGGGCCUUGAGGCGGACUUUGGUAUGGAAGUACGCCCCUGGAUACCUGGAUCUAGGAGACUGAUCUCUCCUCGUUAGCCCUCUGAAUUUUUCUUGGCCAAAUGCAUUAAAAUAAUAAUGAUGAUGAUAAAAUGAACGAAUAUGCAAAAAUAUUAACUCACAGUCUCCACGGUUAUGGUGAUUAGACCAGAACUUUUUUUUUUCUAUUUAUUUUCUACUGUUUACUGUGGUCUACAGUCGACCUUUUUUCCUUUCUUAUUUUCCCUUAUUGAACCUUUUUUUGUGCGUGCGUGAAAGUACACGAAGAAGUACUGGAAUUGCAUCAUUUUGAAUGAAAGGUUAUUGAGUUUUUAGAUGAUUUUUACACUGCUUGCAAAUUAAAUGAACUCUUUUUUUUUUCUUAAUAUUCCUCCUAAUGCCUUUUGUUUGAACUUUUCAUGCUGAAGUUAUUCACCUUAUGACCUUUCUACUUUCCAAAAAAAACAUACAUACACUCAACCAUUCAUUUCACCUGUCAUGGUGGCAACUUAAUGUUUUUCUGCCUUUCAAAGAAAAGCUAGAUGUUGACCUGUGCUAUUUCAGUUUAAUUCUUCAGUUAUUAUAGCAUUCUCACACAUCUGGAUAACAUCCAUUCGGUUGAUACUACUUAAAGGUGUAAUGUCCUCAUUAUCACCUGUACUGAGGAGCUAGUGUCAAAGGUCAAAACUGUGCUGAGAGAGAAAGGGUGACUGUGCAGCUGUGCUGGCCCUCAGACGAAUACUUUAGCCCAGUCUCAGCUCUUUGCUGACACUUCACGCCUGGCAUUCAUGAGACAAACACUAUACACCCAACAUUAGUCUGGUUUGCACUUUUGGCUGUAAAUCACAAAAAAAGUUUUUUUUAUAUGGUUUGGUUGAGCUAAUAUAUAUAUAUAUAUAUAUAAACUUUCUUGCUUAUGCCUUAUUCAAGUUCAAGCGCUGCACACUUCUCUUAAGGUCUCAGCUUCCCCUAUGAAUGCCAGAUUUGUCGUGUAUGGUGAAUGGACAGGCCAGAUUUGUCGUGUAUGGUGAAUGGACAGGCCAGAUUUGUCGUGUGUGAUGAGUGGACAGGUCAGAUUUGUCGUGUAUGGUGAGUGGGCAGGUUAGCAUGUUGAUCUAAAUCAGGCCAAAGGAACAGGGAAGGUCACGCAGGGGAAGCAGGCCAUAAUCCUCUCCUCAUUUCAGCUCUGUGGGUGUGUGCGUGCGUGUGUGUGUGUGUGUGUAUUCAGCCUGUUCCAGCUAUUUGGUUCAUGUUUUAUAAUUAACGAUGGGAAACAUAUUGUGUACUCGCCUUUGAAGAAUAGAAAUGAGAGCCCAUUGUACUAUUUUUCUGUUUAAAAAUC
Messenger RNA from Chanos chanos (milkfish), 2725 nucleotides. RefSeq names its product sorting nexin 4 (gene snx4). The record is from RefSeq and is a predicted model, not a curated record. The transcript has 14 exons. Bases 10 to 1317 code for a protein of 435 amino acids. Lineage: Eukaryota; Metazoa; Chordata; Actinopteri; Gonorynchiformes; Chanidae. Gene Ontology annotation, molecular function: phosphatidylinositol-3-phosphate binding. Gene Ontology annotation, biological process: protein transport; positive regulation of autophagosome assembly. Gene Ontology annotation, cellular component: plasma membrane; SNARE complex; early endosome membrane.